AUGACCUUUCCUGCAGCCACUCCGAAGCCUUUCCAGGUAACCACGAGAGAAGAGAAUCUCCUUCCACAAGCCCGCGAGACCGGGCUAGUGGUGCCAGAUGGCCAGGAACCAGAUGCGGCCGCAGUGACGAGAGAAGUGCCCAAGGCCAAGCCAUGGGCGCAUUUUGUCGCAGGAGGCGUCGGUGGGAUGACAGCGGCAGCCCUGACUUCGCCUCUUGAUGUACUGAAGACACGAUUACAAUCCGAUUUUUAUCAAGCCCAAUUGCGGGCUCUUCAUGCUCAGCAUCCCCUUCCCCAGAAAACCACCCUUCUCUCAAUACCUCGGUCUGCCUACUUUCACCUGGCCGAAACUGUUCAAAUUCUUCGAUCGAUACACCAACAUGAAGGGUUUCGAGCCCUGUUCCGCGGCCUGGGCGCAAACUUGAUUGGCGUGGUUCCGGCCAGGAGUAUCAAUUUCUAUGUCUAUGGCAAUGGCAAGCGGAUCCUAAAUGAUUAUCUGAACCCGGAGGGAAAAGAGAACAUGUGGACAGUCCACCUGUUGGCGGCCGCAACAGCUGGGAUCGCAACGGGCACGGCGACGAAUCCGAUAUGGUUGGUGAAGACAAGGUUGCAGUUGGAUAAGAAUAAUGCGAGCCACGAUCCGCUGAGCCGGCGGCAGUAUCGAAAUAGUUGGGAUUGCAUCAAACAGACCGUUCGCCACGAGGGAAUCCGAGGCCUAUACCGAGGGCUGUCUGCUUCCUAUCUGGGAGUGACGGAAUCAACUCUGCAAUGGGUUUUAUACGAGCGGAUGAAGCUGUCGUUAGCACGAAGAGAAGCCAAGAGACUUGCGACUCCGGGUUACCAACCAACAUGGCUCGACAACACGGAAGAAUGGGCUGGCAAAUUUUCCGCCGCUGCCGGUGCCAAGGGAGUGGCAGCCGUCGCGACAUACCCUCAUGAAGUCGUACGGACAAGGCUACGACAGGCACCUACGACGAUAGCGGAAAAUGGAAAACCUACGUUGAAGUACACCGGACUUGUCCAGUGCUUCAAAUUGGUGGCGAAGGAAGAAGGCCUGGCAGGUCUGUAUGGCGGCAUGACGCCCCAUCUGCUCCGCGCUGUGCCCAGUGCGGCCAUCAUGUUUGGAACGUGA
Molecule: messenger RNA, 1131 nt
Organism: Exophiala aquamarina CBS 119918
Lineage: Eukaryota; Fungi; Ascomycota; Eurotiomycetes; Chaetothyriales; Herpotrichiellaceae
Exons: 2
Coding region: 1-1131 (376 amino acids)
Biological process (GO): pyrimidine nucleotide import into mitochondrion
Cellular component (GO): mitochondrion
Molecular function (GO): pyrimidine nucleotide transmembrane transporter activity
Source: RefSeq, a predicted model, not a curated record